Penaeus indicus is the source of this 379-nucleotide messenger RNA. RefSeq lists its product as uncharacterized. Lineage: Eukaryota; Metazoa; Arthropoda; Malacostraca; Decapoda; Penaeidae. The annotation marks the transcript as partial. The record is from RefSeq and is a predicted model, not a curated record. The transcript has 2 exons.
UCCUCCUCGUCUGCAACACCAAAGGAAAAUUACAAUGGCUCUGAGUGCUCUGAUGAAGUCAGCCGUAGUGCUGGGAGUGAUGUACAGAGCUGUGGCUGACGGAGGCUACGGCUCUCACGGAGGAGGAUUUGGAGGCGGUGUUUCCGGAGGCUUCGGAGGAGGAAGUCACGGUGGCGUUGGAGGAGGCCUCGGCGGAGGCAGCUUCAUCGGAGGAGGCGGAGGCCACGGCGGCUACGGUGGAGGCGUUGGCGGCGGCAGCGUCGUCCGAGCACGUCUGGUCGGAGUCGGCGUCCUCCCCUCGGUCGGAGGCGGCUACGGGGGCGGUGCCGUCGGAGGCCACGGCGGAGGCGCUGGAGGCUUCAUCGGAGGUGGCAGCAGU